AUGGAACAACUGAAUUUAACCACAAUACCCACAGCAACUUUAUUAGACGAUGAUGUGGAAACAGAUGACGAAGAUGACCGAUUUCUACCAUCGUUCACCAAGCCAACGUUAAAUUUAAAUUCUACACAAGAGUUUUCAAGGCUACUUGAAAGAAAUAUUUCCUCACUUUCCGAUGCUGACCUAGAGGAUAAAGAGUGGUUAAUAAAGCAGCCGUCAGUGGAUACUUCUUUUACUCAAAUUCCAAAUUGUGGCGGUGCUGAGGGUGUCAAUGGCACAGCUGCUAAUGAAUUUAUUGGAAGUAGAAGAGGAAGCUUUAUUAAAAGUGAUAAAGCAGAGAAAGUCAUCAAAAUGAUCGCAAUGGCUUGUGCGUGCACUUUUGGCAUUGGCAGUCAUUUCGCAGGGCACAUUAUUGGACCAAUGAAAGGAAUUCUGAUGAAGCAACUUAGCCUGACAAACACGCAAUUUUCGUUACUGGUCGCAUCUCUCACGUUGUGUAAUACCGUGAUACCGACAGUUUCUGGCGUACUUAUAGCUAAAUUUGGUACCACGAAUAGUUCUAUUGUGGUGACUUCUAUCAUACUUUUGGGAAUUACUAUAGUAACGGCCGCUAGUUGGAGUGGCAAAGUAUGGGCAAUGAUUACAGGGUUUGCUGUUUUUGGAAUGGGGCUGGCUCCAUUAACAAUCAUACAAGAGACAAUUAUUGUACAUUUUUUUCAAGGACAUGGAUUAGGAUUUGCAUUAGCAACAGGGCUCACAAUGGGGCGACUGGCAGCAUUUCUGGCUUCCGUAACUACAGUUCCACUCUCAAUGAUGGAACCAUUCACCUAUCGUACACCAUUUCUGGUAGCAACUUUUACUUGCUUUCUAUCCUGGAUGAUGAACAUUAUUUACGUAUUAUUAUUGAAACACGCUGACAAUCGCAAAAAUAAAAAUCGCGAGGGGAUCGCGUUAUCCACAGUGGCCGAAAAGAAAAUGGUUCGUUGGAGUGCAAUUUUCGAUCUAUCAAAUAUGUUUUGGUGGUAUUUGGUUGUCGUGUUGUUGUAUGGUUCAUCGAUAGAGCCGUUUCUUCAUCUUUCGAGUAAUAUUAUAAAGCAUCGAUUUGCAACAACAGAUUUAUUGGCCGCAUGGGACGCGUCAAUUAUAUUAUUGUUGCCAGUUAUAAUAUAUCCCUUCUUGGGUUUAUUCUUGGAUAAAUAUGGAAAAAGAUGUUCGAUAUUAAUUGUCUCAUCUCUAUUAGUUCUAUUGACUUAUCUACUUCUCCAAUUACCACCACGAUUAAUUCAUCCUUUUCCUCCGAUAAUCUCUUUUGCGAUAGCUUUCUCACUAUUACCAUUAACAGUCGUCAGUUUAGUUCCAUUACUAACAGAACACGUAUCAACGGGUUUAGGCUUAUACAAAAGUCUCAACAACAUAGGCGCGACAUUCAGUCAAACAAUCGCAGGUUUAAUACUAGAUGCACACGUAAAAAAAUCCAAUUAUACCAUUGAUGAAGACGGGGUUGAGCACGGUCACGAAGACGAUGAUUUGGUGGCAUUGAAAAUGUUUGCGAUUUUGAGCUUUUUAUUGUUGUUGAGCUCUUUGGUUUUUUGGUGGGGCGAUAAAAAAUACGAGGGUGGACGAAUAAAUUCUACCGAUGUUAGUAAUCAUCACGAUACCUCUAAAUAUGUACAAGCGAAUGGAGAUGAAUUAGCCACUAGACAAGGAAUAGAAAUGAUGGUUAUUGAGGAUGACUCAACUUUUGUUAAGGAAGCUAUGAAGAAACAGAGACAACGUUCACAGAUCUAUCUUGGAUUGAUAGCCUUGUUGUUGAUUACUUGUUGGCUAUUAUUUGCUAUUGUCGCGUGGCUAAAAGCAGGGAUACUCGCAACACAAUAA
Ambispora leptoticha is the source of this 1875-nucleotide messenger RNA. The record is from the annotation of a GenBank genome assembly. NCBI's taxonomy places the organism in Eukaryota, Fungi, Glomeromycota, Glomeromycetes, Archaeosporales, Ambisporaceae.